This is a messenger RNA of Mizuhopecten yessoensis (Yesso scallop), 1363 nucleotides long. RefSeq lists its product as uncharacterized. NCBI's taxonomy places the organism in Eukaryota, Metazoa, Mollusca, Bivalvia, Pectinida, Pectinidae. The record is from RefSeq and is a predicted model, not a curated record. The coding region runs from base 106 to 678 and encodes 190 amino acids. The transcript has 6 exons.
GACAAAACAAACAUGGCACUGUGCUGAAGACCGGGACAUGAUCAUGAGCAAAGUGACCAUUCACCCUCCCAUGACAUUUUAAAACGACAACUGCGUUUAGUAGGAAUGCCACGAAAGAGCAGAAAAUCUAGAGCUACCAGUGAACGAAUCCAACGUGCAAAGCAGCUCAGUGAAUCUUCAUGCCCCGGAGAGCGUUCCACGGAGGUAAGGAAACAGAGGAGCAGAUGUUCUAAAUCAGUUGCCAUUGAACGGAUGAAGCUGGAGCGCCCAGAAUAUCUGGGAGACACUUUGUACUUUGCUAACAUCAAGGGUGAACCAUACGUCACCCAGGCGUUAGGUAUACUGCAGAGUUAUGAUGCUGUCAUGGAAAAGUUGGGCAGUCCUCUCCAAAUGCAUGAUAUAUCUUCUGAUCCAAAUGAAAACAUGAUUGAUAGAUUGGCUGGCAAAGUCCAGGUGAAGAUUCCUUUGACAGGGUCAAAAGGAUCCUCAGCAUAUUUGUACAUCUGGGCAAGGAGACCGCCAAUAACUGGGACAACCCGGAAGAAAGAAAUUAAAAAUUGGACCUUAAAGCAACUAGAUAUAGAGCUGGGGCCAUUGCAUGGCUGGACAUUCUAUGUGAAUACCGAUCUAUGUAACAGUGAUGAAACACUACAAAUCAGGUUUUCACAUUCCAGAUGAUUUUUGGGGUAAUAUGCGAUUAGAAUAAAACAAGGUUACAAGUCAGGAAGGUGGGGAAAGUUUAUUGUGAAAACAGAAAUGUACAAUUGAUGAUGUCAUUAGAAAUAAUAGUUACGGUAAAUCUUCGGCCCAGUUCGAACAAAAAUAAAUUAUUAUAGUCAAUCUUGUUCGCAUCACACAAAAUCAAAGCCGCUAAGAUAAAAAGAAUUUAAAAUAAUUUGAGUCAGCACCGAAAACAAUCACGGCAAAUUGUCAAGUCGUUGCAAAGGGACAGCUACGGCCUAUUAUGAUAUAUUUGAUAGUCAUGGCGAUGAAUAACAGUACAUACGUCUUUCUUAUAUUUACUUACAUAUAUACAUAUAAAGGUAUUUUGAUAAUUCAGACUCCACUAUUUGAUAAGGGGGACAUUUCCAGAAACAUUUCAGUUGAUAAAAGUGGUCAGUAUUUGUAUUGUAGCCAUAUGUGAAUGAUGAAGAUAUGUUUUAGUGGUUGUGAUAUACCAGAACUUCUGAGAAGCUAGGCCUUUUGAGGUUUAUGGAGCAGGAAAUCUGCUAACGUUUUAAAAAAUGUACAAUAUUGUAAGGUCAUAUUAGAAAUCACCUUGUGCUCCUAUUGUACCCAGCGCCAAUGUGUUUCCUACAUUUUCUGAUUUUCAUUUCAAUGAUAUCAUGGUGUAUUUAGGGGU